Molecule: messenger RNA, 1798 nt
Organism: Gadus chalcogrammus (walleye pollock)
Lineage: Eukaryota; Metazoa; Chordata; Actinopteri; Gadiformes; Gadidae
Exons: 5
Coding region: 170-1798 (542 amino acids)
Source: RefSeq, a predicted model, not a curated record
CGAUUUCCUAAUUACUACAGCCGUGUAAAAACAAUAAAGAUGUGUCUAGCCUGCAGUCACUUGAUAGUAGAAGAAGCAGCAGCACCAGUAGUAGUAAUAGUAGUGUGGUGUAGCACUAUGGUGUAGCACUGUGAUUUAGCACUUUGGUUUAGCACUUUGGUUUAGCACUAUGGCACACAAAGGGAAGGCUACACCGUGGCGUAGUUGGAGCUUCACUUCAGCGUUUCUGCUAGUCUGUUUAGCACCCCUGACGAAGUCGUACAAUUUGAGAAAAGCACUUGGCAGAAAUAGAGAAAAUGGUCAUGAAGGAAAGAUUCUGUUUGGUAACUUCUUUGAGAAGGGGCGAACUGGUCUGCCAACAAGUAUACAUGCCAACUGGAAUGUUACCUCCUCUGCAGAAGAUGCCGUCGGUUAUCAAAAAGACUCGUCCGGGUGGUUCCAAGAUGAUCCCAGUGUACAAUGGAAGCACUUGGAGCUGUCAGUUCAAUGUGGUGCUUACCAGAUGAAGCUCGUAGCAAGGGAGCCAGAAGCGUCACAGUUGCAACUGGUCCAAAAAAACGCCAAGUCGCUUCCCUUGACUCAGCUCCCUGAAACCUGUGGCUACUCAAUCAGUCGAAACAAUGUAAUGCUUGUAAUGGUGGCUUCAUAUGACGGCUGUACAAUGAUGCAAGAGGACGGACGCUACAUCCUACCAAUGCUUUGGCAAAGAAGGCAUAUAAUGCUCUCAUGCCCCAUAAAAGAAAUGCAUCCAGCACCACCUAUGUCUCCAAGUCGACAAAUGUCCCCUAAACCAGCUGCCUUGCCCUAUCCAUACAACCAGUGGGCUAUGAGGCCUCCCUUCAACUAUUAUCCAUAUGGACAACAAGUAGUGCAUCAAGAGCCAGCCGAGACUGACCUCCCUACUACACAAGAACCCACGACGACAUCGCCAACACCACCCAAAGAGCUGCCAGCAAAAAUGUCCCCUAAACCAGCUGCCUUGCCCUAUCCAUACAACCAGUGGGCUAUGAUGCCUCCCUUCAACUAUUAUCCAUAUGGACAACAAGUGCAUCAAGAGCCAUCCAUGACUGAUCUCCCUACUACACAAGAACCCAAGACGACAUCGCCAACACCACCCAAGGAGCAGCCAGCAAAAAGCCCACCUGCUUCUAAACCUGCUGGCUAUCCCCAUCCAGAGUACCAGUGGCAUAUGAUGCCUCCCUUCCAACACUAUCCAUAUGGACAACAUGUAGUGCAUCAAGAGCCAGCCGAGACGGACCUCCCUACUACACAAGAGCCCACGACAACACCGCCAACACCACCCAACACCACCCAAGAGCCCACGACUACACCGCCAACGCCACCCAAGGAGCAGCCAGCAAAAAGCCCACCUGCAAAUAUUCCACCUGCUUCUAAACCAGCUGGCUAUCCCCAUCCACAGUACCAGUGGGCUAUGAUGCCUCUCUUCCAACACUAUCCAUAUGGACAACAUGUGGUGCAUCAAGAGCCAGCCGAGACUGAGCUCUCUACUACACAAGAGCCCACGACGACACCGCCAACACCACCCAAAGAGCUGCCAGCAAAAAUGUCCCCUAAACCAGCUGCCUUGCCCUAUCCAUACAACCAGUGGGCUAUGAUGCCUCCCUUCAACUAUUAUCCAUAUGGACAACAAGUGCAUCAAGAGCCAUCCAUGACUGACCUCCCUACUACACAAGAACCCACGACGACAUCGCCAACACCACCCAAGAAGCAGCCAGCAAAAAGCCCACCUGCUUCUAAACCAGCUGGCUAUCCCCAUCCACAGACCAGUGGGCUAUGA